AUGUCCAAGGAGGAUGCCCAGGUCGGCGUGGUCCCGCCCACGUACGACUCCGAAAAGGGUGCUCACGGCACCGUCGGCAGCAACGGUGUGCCCGACGACUUCCGCGAAGAUGACUUCAGAACCCGAAAUGGCCUGAACCUCCGCAGUUUCCAGCGACGUGACUGGGGUACUGGUACUACCGAGCUGGAUCGCUCCAUGAAGCCCCGCCACUUGCAAAUGAUUGCCAUCGGCGGUUCCAUUGGUGCUGGCUUCUUCGUUGGUUCUGGUAGCGCCCUUACCAAGGGUGGCCCUGGCUCUGUUCUCAUCUGCUUCCUCAUUGCCGGUGUCAUGAUCUUUAACGUCGUUUACGCUCUCGGCGAGCUUGCUGUCCUCUAUCCUGUCUCUGGUGGUUUCUACACGUACUCUAUCCGCUUCCUCGACCCUUCCUGGGGCUUCGCCAUGGGCUGGAACUACGUCUUCCAAUGGGUCAUCGUCUUACCACUUGAACUCACCGUCGCCUCCUUCACAGUACAGUAUUGGAAUAAGGAUAUUAGUGUAGCUGUCUGGAUUACUGUCUUCUGGGUCUUCAUCAUCAUCGUCAACGUCUUUGGAACUUUGGGCUUCGCUGAGGAGGAAUUCUUCUCCUCGGCCUUCAAGCUCGUUGCUACCGUCGUCUUCAUGGUCGUCGGCCUUGUUCUCAUCUGUGGCGGUGGCCCUGAGGGCGGCAAGUACGACGAAUACUGGGGAAACCGUCUCUGGAGCGACCCUGGUGCGUUCCAGAACGGUUUCCGUGGCUUCUGCUCUGUCUUCGUCACCGCUGCCUUUUCCUUUUCCGGUACCGAGCUCGUUGGUCUGGCCGCUGCCGAAUCCAGCAACCCUGCAAAGGCUCUCCCCGGCGCAAUCAAGCAGGUCUUCUGGCGUAUAACCCUCUUCUACAUCCUGGGUCUUACUUUUGUCGGUCUCCUUGUCAGCUCUACCGAUGAGCGUCUCCUUAACUCCGAAAACCCUUACGCUGAUGGUGUUUCUCCCUUUGUCUUGGCCCCUCUUGACGCCCACCUUUACGGCUAUGACAGCUUUAUGAAUGUCGUCAUUCUUGUUUCUGUUGUCUCCAUUGGUGUUUCUUGCGUCUACGGCGGCUCCCGUACCCUGACUGCCCUCGCCCAGCAGGGCUACGCCCCCAAGAUCUUCACCUACAUCGACAGGUCAGGCCGCCCUCUUCCUUCCGUUGCUCUGAACCUUGCCUUCGGUGGCUUGGCCUACGUCCGUAUGGCAUCAUCUGGCGGUGUCGUCUUCGAUUGGCUUCUUUCCCUCUCUGGUCUUGCCGCUCUCUUCACUUGGGGCUCUAUUGUCGCAGCUCACAUUCGUUUCCGUGCCGCAUGGAAGGCUCAGGGCCACACUAUCGAUGAGCUCCCCUUCCAGGCCGUUGGAGGUGUCGCGGGCUCUUGGCUUGGACUCUUCCUGGUGUUCAUCUGCCUGAUAGCCCAGCUGUUCGUUGCCAUCUGUCCCCCCAGCGGCGGCUUCGCCUCUGCUGAGGACUUUUUCAAGGCCUACCUUGCUGGCCCUGUCGUCCUCGUCUUUUGGCUCUGCGGUUAUCUCUGGAAGCGCAAGGGUUUCCUGAAGCUCUCUCAGAUCGACCUCGACACCGGUCGCCGCGAGGUUGACUGGGACGAGAUCCAUGCGUAUCGCGCCAAGGUCGCCACCUGGCCCAAGUGGAGACAGUUCCUCAACACCGUCUUCUAA
Colletotrichum graminicola M1.001 is the source of this 1719-nucleotide messenger RNA. RefSeq names its product amino acid permease. The transcript has 4 exons. Gene Ontology annotation, biological process: amino acid transmembrane transport. Gene Ontology annotation, cellular component: membrane. The coding region runs from base 1 to 1719 and encodes 572 amino acids. Gene Ontology annotation, molecular function: amino acid transmembrane transporter activity. Lineage: Eukaryota; Fungi; Ascomycota; Sordariomycetes; Glomerellales; Glomerellaceae. The record is from RefSeq and is a predicted model, not a curated record.